Molecule: messenger RNA, 2466 nt
Organism: Colletotrichum higginsianum IMI 349063
Lineage: Eukaryota; Fungi; Ascomycota; Sordariomycetes; Glomerellales; Glomerellaceae
Product: glycosyl hydrolase family 3 N terminal domain-containing protein
Exons: 2
Coding region: 1-2466 (821 amino acids)
Biological process (GO): xylan catabolic process; arabinan catabolic process
Cellular component (GO): plant-type cell wall
Molecular function (GO): alpha-L-arabinofuranosidase activity; xylan 1,4-beta-xylosidase activity
Source: RefSeq, a predicted model, not a curated record
AUGCUCAGAUUCGUCAGGAACUCGGCUCUGUUACUCUACGCUUCUUCCAGCCUGACGGCAGAGGCGGGCCCCGACGACCUGCAGAAGCCACUUACACCGCCACGCCGUACAUGUCUCCCGGCGCGAGCGGCCGCCGUCGACCGGGGCACCGGCGCCGGCGGCUUCCCGGACUGCCGCCGCGACCCCCUCUGCUCCAACGACGUGUGCGACGAGUCCCUGCCGCCGAGGGAGCGCGCCGCGGCCCUGGUGGCCGCGCUCACCGUCCGCGAGAAGCUGGACAACCUCGUCAACGAGGCGCCCGGCGUGCCCCGGCUCGGCGUCCCGCCGUACGAGUGGUGGUCCGAGGGCCUCCACGGCCUCGCGUCGUCCCCGGGGACCAGGUUCUCGGGCCGGCGCGGCGGCAACUUCAGCCACGCGACGUCGUUCCCGCAGCCGAUCGUCCUGGGCUCGGCCUUUGACGACGCGCUGGUGCGCGCCGUCGGGCACGCGGUGAGCACGGAGGCGAGGGCGUUUAGCAACCACGGCAGAUCGGGCCUCGACCUCUACUCCCCCAACAUCAACGCCUUCAAAGACCCCCGUUGGGGCCGAGGCCAGGAGACGCCCGGCGAGGACCCCUUCCACCUGCAAAGCUACGUCGCCGCGAUGCUCACAGGCCUCGAAGGGGAUUCUUCCACCUCUUCUUCCUCCUCCUCCGGGACCUCCGGGACAUCCCGGAAGAGGCUUAUCGCGACCUGCAAGCACUACGCGGCCAACGACUUUGAGAACUACGACGGCGUCGACCGCGCCGGCUUCGACGCCAACAUCACCACCCAGGACCUGUCCGAGUACUACCUCCCGCCCUUCAAGACCUGCGCCGUCGAGCGGGGCGGCGUCGGGUCCUUCAUGUGCAGCUACAACGGCGUCAACGGCACGCCCCUCUGCGCCAACCAGUACCUCCUGCGGGACGUCCUCCGGCGGCACUGGGGGUGGGACGGGGCCGGGCAGUACGUCUCGACGGACUGCGACUGCGUGGCGCUCAUGGUCUCCCACCACCGCUACGCCCCGGACCUCGCGCACGCGGCGGCGUGGGCCAUGAAGGCCGGCACCGACCUGGAGUGCAACGCGCACCCCGGCUCGGACGCCCUGCAGAUGGCCUGGAACCGGUCCCUCAUCUCCGAACGGGAGGUCGACGGGUCUCUGACGAGGAUGUACACGGCCCUGGUGUCCGUGGGCCAGUUCGACUCGCCCCGGGAGCAGCCGCUGCGCUCGCUGUCGUGGGAGGACGUGGACACCGAGGAGGCGCGGGAGCUCGCGUACAGGGCGGCGGUCGAGGGCGCCGUGCUCCUGAAGAACGACGGGACUCUGCCCUUGUCGGCCGACGCGAGGAAGUACGCCCUCGUCGGCCCGUGGGCGAACGCGACCACGCAGAUGCAGGGCAACUACUUCGGCCCCGCGCCGUACCUGAUCUCCCCUUACCAAGCCGCCAAGGACCUCGGGCUGGACGUCACUUACACCCCGGGCUGCCGGACCAACGACACCGACGCCUCGUUCCGACGAGCGGUGGCGUCUGCCCGCGCCGCGGAUCUCGUCGUCUUCGCGGGCGGCGUCGACAACACUCUGGAGGCCGAGACCCUCGACCGCCGCACACUGGCUUGGCCCGAUGCCCAGAUCGACCUCCUCCGGGCCGUCGCCGCGCUCGGGAAGCCCGUCGUCGUGCUCCAGUUCGGCGGGGGGCAGGUCGACGACGCCGAGCUGCUCGCCAACGCCUCCAUCAACGCCGUGCUCUGGGGCGGGUAUCCCGGUCAGUCGGGGGGCAGAGCCAUCUUCGACCUGCUGUUCGGACGUGCGGCGCCUGCUGGUCGAUUGUCGGUUACGCAGUAUCCGGCAUCCUACAGCAAAGCCGUACCGGCGACGGACAUGAACCUCCGACCGGGCCCGGGAAACUCGGGGCUGGGACGCACUUACAUGUGGUUCAACGGGGAGGCGCCGGUGCCAUAUGGAUCCGGUCUGCACUACACCACCUUCGAUGUCAAACUGGAAGCAGUCCAGGGGUCGGUUCUCACCCAAACAGAGGAGGCAUCCCCUCCGUUAGACGACGUCGACACCUCGGGGGUCCCGGCAUGGCAACGGGCCUUGGGCAAACCGGCCCUCACCGUUGCCGUCAAAGUGACCAACACCGGAGGGGUUUCUUCGGACUACGUGGCGCUGUUGUUCCUCAGGUCCAACGCCGGACUCGCUCCUCGGCCGCGCAAGACGCUCGCAGGCUAUUUCCGCUUCAGAGACAUCCGGCCCGGGGAGCGGGCAGAGAGGGAGAUCGCCGUCACGGUCGAGCGUCUGGUCAGGGUCGACGAGUCGGGGAACCGUGUGCUGCAUCCCGGGUCGUACGAGGUGUUUGUGGACGUGGACGAGAAGUCGACGAUUGCGUUCGAAGUCGGAGGCCCGCCGGUGGUGGUUGAGGAGUUCCCGCAGCCCAGGGACCGGAACUAG